This is a messenger RNA of Geodia barretti, 390 nucleotides long. The record is from the annotation of a GenBank genome assembly. NCBI's taxonomy places the organism in Eukaryota, Metazoa, Porifera, Demospongiae, Tetractinellida, Geodiidae.
ACACAGUAGUAUUACCUUUGAGCUACGCCCACUUUUCACGGUGGGGGUCCGUCUUCGCUGCGUAUAUACGGCGGCGCGCGCAGCGUGCAGGUCGAGGGGUGCGUUGCGGUAGAGAAGGGUGUUUGUGACGGUGGUAUGACGGAGGAAGGAAGAAGCGUGCUUGUGACGGUCGGAACCACCAGCUUCGACGAGUUGGUUGGUUCAAUAGCCGAGGAAAACUUUAUGAAAGAGCUGGUGGCUAAGGGAUACACACGAUUGGUUCUUCAGAUCGGGAAGGGAGACGAGGCACGUGUACCGCAGAGUAUAGCUGGUUUAACAGUGGACCACUAUAGUCUCAAACCCUCCAUCAAGAUAGAUAUGCAGCAAGCUUCUCUCAUCAUAAGUCACGGA